AGUCUUUCUUCUUGUUCUCUCUUAAUCCAUUGCAUGUAUAGUUCACCGCUAUGCUUUAGAAUAUUUUCUUGUUUAAGAACCUGGAUUCCUUUGAAUUAUUUAUUGAAGUAGUUGAGCAGGCAAUGUUUAUCUGUGUCUUGUAAGAAGGUUGUCACUAAAUACAAACUUUUGGAUAACCAUUUAAUAAAAAGGGUCAGGACUUUCAUGUCAGCUAACCUGGAACUGAAUAAAAACAGUCAAGCCUUUCAUGUCAGCAAACUCAGAUUCUAGAUAAAUUGAAUUUAUGUCUGCUAAUUUAGGGGUGUUAUGUAAGUCGGGUUAACAAAUUUCGAUGUUACUCAACUGUAGGCUUUUUACAUAAUGGUUACCAUUGUUUCAUUUAUUAAAUUUUGAUAACUGAUUUUUCAUUUUUAUAUUAAUUGAAGGUUAUUUAGGAAUUCAGGUUAAAAUUUACUUAUGUGGCAACAAAAAUUUGUGUGAUAAUCCAAUGUGUUGCCACAUAAACAAUUAUUGGCACAAAUUGCUAUAGUAACCUCCUGUUGAUGUAAAAGAUUUUUACUUCAUUAACCGAAGAAAACUUUAACCCAUGUAAGUCUUUUGGACUUCAUAAGAAUUCUAUAAAUGAAUCUGCCGAUUUAAUGCACUCAUACUAGUCAUUUCUACCCUUCACAAGGUCUAAAAAAGUUUUCUUCCAUGGCUAAAUCUCUGUGGCCUUAUGCUUUUGCCGCUUCGAUUUUACUUGUUUCACUUAUGCCUAGUUCCACCUCUAAUCAUCACCAUGGACUGAAGUGUCUUCAUUUUGCACUCUACCAACAGGAGACUGUCAACAAAACUGGAUACAUCAUAGUGAAUGGUAUUGCAGGAGCUCACAUCAGUCAAAUCGCGCUGCCUUUUGGCACUAUAUUUGUUUUUCAAGAUCUCAUGACGAUUUCACCCAACCCAUCUUCCAAAGUUGUCGGUGUUGCAGAAGGAAUAUCAACGACUUCUAGUCUCAGCGGACUCACCAGCGUUUCUACCGCUAAGGUGACUCUACGUCUCAAGCACCACAAAGGGUCAAUCACCAUCGUUGGCGGCACGCACAAUGUCAAGGCGGCUGAUCAUCCUGUUGUUGGAGGCACUGGUGACUUUUUAUUUGUACAGGGGUAUGUAACAUCGUCUCCGGUCGAUCUCAUUGGCCUUACGGUUGUAUACAAAAUCGAAUUUCACCUUUAUUGGCCUCCGUAUGCAAAGCGAGUUCAUCUUGCCUAAAUGCUAGAAGUGUCAUCCAAAUUAAUGUAGCUGCCUAAAUAAUGUUUAAUUUUUGCUCUUUUGCAUUUUAAGCUUGUGAAAUUGGAAAUAACAUUCUAUCUCUAAUGGUACUGUCUGUAAUCUUUGAUAUCAA
This is a messenger RNA of Mercurialis annua (annual mercury), 1381 nucleotides long. Its product is annotated as dirigent protein 1-like. The record is from RefSeq and is a predicted model, not a curated record. The transcript has a single exon. NCBI's taxonomy places the organism in Eukaryota, Viridiplantae, Streptophyta, Magnoliopsida, Malpighiales, Euphorbiaceae. Bases 694 to 1248 code for a protein of 184 amino acids.